AUGCAUAGUCUAACUGAAGGAGUAAAAGACUUGACAAAAAAAUUCAAUGCUUUUGCACUCAUGUCUACAAAUGCACAAUGCUAUAUGUGUUCUAGUUCAUCUCAUCCUAGUGAAGCAUGUCCUGUCUAUUCUACCUCUGAACCUUCAGAUGCUCAAGUGUGUGCCUUUAAUACCUAUAGGAGACCGACUGCUAAUACCUUUAGCCAAACUUACCAUCCUGAUACUAGAAACCAUCCUAAUUUUUCUUGGCAACAAAAUUUGCCUCCCCAAAACUUAGGUGGUCAUCCCGGUUUCCAAGGUACCUUGCCUAGCCAACUUGAAAUCAACCUUCAAGCCAAAGGGGUUCAUCACAUUGAAACUUCCUCUUCCACUGACCAAUCCAAUGGCCAUGUGAAUUCCAUCAUCACGCUUAGGUCAAGGAAACAAAUUGAUAAUAAGGUUGAGCUACCUACCCAACAUGAACAUGAACCAUCCGAGUCUCGUGCAUUAAACCCUCCAAAAGCAAAAAAAGACCGAGAUUCUCAAAUUAAUAAUCCUAUUCUUCUGCCUUAUGUUCCACCUGCACCUUUCCCUUCCCGACUAGUUAACAAUAAAAAGGAUUUGCAAUACAGUGAAAUCUCAGAAAAUUUUCAAAAUCUUCAGAUUAAUAUUCCAUUUCUCACUGCCAUCAAGCAAAUUCCUUCUUAUGCAAAGUUCAUCAAAGACUUAGUCAAGAGGAAAACCCACAUCCCAAAGGAAGUCUUCAUAGCCCAACAUUGUUCCUCAUUCUUACAAAACCAAGCUAUAGUCAAACAUAAAAACCCUGGUAGUCCGACUAUCACUUGUAGGAUUGGCGACACUUUUGCUGACCAGGCCCUAUUGGAUUUAGUUGCUAGUGUGAACUUGCUACCUUAUUCUGUGUACCAAGAGUUAGGAUUAAACAAUUUGAGGAAAACCGAUGUUAGAAUCCAAUUAGCUGAUCGAUCAGUUAAGACUCCAAGGGGUAUCAUUGAGGAUGUGAUUGUCAAAGUGGCCGAUUUUUAUUAUCCAAUCGACUUCAUUGUUCUAGACACCCAACCUACUCAAGGUAAACAGAUUCCCAUCAUUUUAGGUUGCCCAUUCUUAGCUACCGCCAAUGCAUUGAUCGAUUGUAGAAAUGAGAACAUGACUUUAACCUUUAGAAAUAUGAAAGUGGAAGUGAAUGUGUUUAGUUUGAUGAAACAACCCCCUGACUCAGAUUCUAUUGAAGAAGAGACCCAGCUACUUGAGGUGCUUAGGGCGAAUAAAGAAGCCAUAGGUUGGUCUAUUGAUGAUAUCAAAGGCAUUAGUCCUUUAGUGGUGCAAUAUCGUAUUCAUUUGGAGAAUGAUGCUAAAACCUGUAGGCAACCCCAGAGGAGACUAAAUCCUAACUUGAAGGAAGUUGUCCGUACAGAAGUUAUCAAACUCCUUGAUGCCGGUAUCAUAUAUCCAAUCUUUGAUAGCCAGUGGGUAAGUCCAGUCCAAGUGGUUCCUAAGAAGUCCGGCAUUACUGUCGUUCCUAAUGAUCGUAAUGAGUUAGUUCCUACCCGUGUCCGAACAGGAUGGCGAGUUUGCAUUGACUAUCGAAAGCUCAAUAGUGCAACUAGGAAGGAUCAUUUUCCUCUACCAUUUAUUGACCAAAUGUUAGAGAAAUUGGCCGGUAAAUCUUUCUAUUGCUUCUUAGAUGGUUAUUCUGGCUAUAAUCAAAUCCCUGUCCACCCUGAUGACCAACACAAGACCACUUUUACCUGCCCAUUUGGUACAUUUGCUUAUCGUCGUAUGCCAUUUGGCUUAUGCGAUGCACUCGCUACAUUCUAG
Cornus florida is the source of this 1815-nucleotide messenger RNA. RefSeq lists its product as uncharacterized. The record is from RefSeq and is a predicted model, not a curated record. Lineage: Eukaryota; Viridiplantae; Streptophyta; Magnoliopsida; Cornales; Cornaceae. The transcript has 3 exons. Bases 1 to 1815 code for a protein of 604 amino acids.